AUAACAUUCACACAAACACAAACACAAACCUCUUUCUUUGUGUUUCUCUCUCUCUUUCCAAAUUGCCACCAUGCAACAGGCCAUUCCUUUCAAGUCAUGGCAGCCGCUUUACAACACUACCAACACAACCUUAAACUUAUCGUCUUCUCUUCUUACCCACCAAAACGAUCCCGCCGCACUGGCUACAAAACUCAUCAAAGGAUCGAACAAUUAUCACAUGGGCAAGAUGGUUUCGGAAAAUGCUGUAAUUGUGUUCGCUAGACGCGGCUGCUGCAUGAGCCAUGUUGUGAAGCGUUUGCUUUUGGGUCUCGGUGUUAAUCCUGCUGUUUAUGAAGUUGAUGAAGAAGAUGAUGUUGGUGUUUUAGCUGAACUGGGUUUGAUCAAUAAAGGCAAUGGAAUUGAUCAAAAGGUUCAGUUUCCGGCUGUGUUUAUUGGAGGGAAAUUGUUUGGGGGAUUGGAUAGGAUCAUGGCUACUCAUAUUAGUGGAGAAUUAAUUCCUGUGCUCAAAGAAGCUAAGGCCUUGUGGCUCUAACUCUUAUUAGAGGCUUCUUUUUUUACCCCCUUCAAUUUCUUUUUGUAGGUUAUGCUAAUCCAGUUCUAGAUAUGUUACAUAAAAUGUUUAUUAUUCUUUUGAGUUCAGAAAUGGGAAUAUAAUUUUUUUGUUUUC
Pistacia vera is the source of this 667-nucleotide messenger RNA. RefSeq names its product glutaredoxin-C9-like. Bases 71 to 532 code for a protein of 153 amino acids. The record is from RefSeq and is a predicted model, not a curated record. The transcript has a single exon. NCBI's taxonomy places the organism in Eukaryota, Viridiplantae, Streptophyta, Magnoliopsida, Sapindales, Anacardiaceae.